UGUGUGUGCGUGAGUGACUGUGAGCGCGCGCGCGCGUCUGUCUCGUGGACAGAAUCCGCACCAGCGUUCUAGUUCCACUGUUGUAACCGCCGCUUUCUGCGUACAGAGUCGGAGCCGCGGCCUGCCUGCCUGCCCGCCCGCCUGGAGGAGAGAGUCCACUGCGCGACGAGGACACAAACGGGAACUUAACGACUCGAACAAUGGCUGCUGAGGUGAAUGGCAGCUCUGCUCCAGCCAAGGAGGAAGAAGAACCCAUGGACGUCUCGGCUGCACACUCUGAGAACUACCAGACCCUCAUUGAUGCUGGCCUGCCCCAAAAAGUAGCAGAAAGCUUGGACAACAUCUUUCAGACUGGUUUGGUGGCCUAUGCUGACCUAGACGAAAGGGCAAUCGAUGCUCUGCGGGAGUUUAAUGAAGAAGGAGCGCUGUCUGUACUGCAGCAGUUUAAAGAGAGUGACUUGUCCCAUGUUCAGAAUAAGAGUGCUUUCCUGUGCGGUGUCAUGAAGACAUACAGACAGAGAGAAAAGCAAGGCAGCAAAAUACAGGAAUCCACAAAGGGUCCAGAUGAGACAAAAAUAAAGGCACUGCUGGAGAGAACAGGCUAUACCCUGGAUGUCACCACAGGCCAGAGGAAAUAUGGUGGCCCACCCCCAGAGGAGGUGUUUUCUGGCACACAGCCUGGCAUUGGAACAGAGGUGUUUGUUGGAAAGAUUCCUCGGGAUUUGUAUGAAGAUGAGUUGGUUCCGCUCUUUGAGAAGGCUGGGCCAAUAUGGGACCUGAGGUUAAUGAUGGACCCACUGUCUGGGCAGAACCGUGGCUACGCAUUCAUUACUUUCUGCAACAAAGAAGCAGCACAGGAAGCUGUCAAACUGUGUGAUAAUUAUGAGAUCAGGCCAGGGAAGUAUUUGGGUGUCUGCAUCUCCGUGGCCAACAACCGCCUGUUUGUCGGCUCAAUCCCAAAGAACAAGACCAGGGAGAGCAUCCUAGAGGACUUUGGCAAAGUGACAGAGGGUCUGCAGGAAGUGAUUCUCUACACGCAGGCAGAUGAUAAGAAGAAGAACCGGGGUUUCUGCUUCCUGGAAUACGAGGACCACAAGUCAGCAGCUCAGGCCCGUCGGCGGCUCAUGAGUGGCAAAGUGAAGGUGUGGGGGAAUCCUGUUACUGUGGAAUGGGCAGAUCCGGUUGCUGAACCUGAUCCUGAAGUCAUGGCAAAGGUCAAGGUGUUGUUUGUUCGUAAACUAGCCACUCCUGUCACAGAGGAGUUGUUGGAGAAGACUUUCUCACAGUUUGGGAAGCUGGAGCGCGUGAAGAAGCUGAAAGACUAUGCCUUUGUGCAUUUUGAGGAGCGAGAUGCUGCUGUUAAGGCUAUGGAGGAGAUGAAUGGGAAGGAGCUGGGAGGAGAGGAGAUUGAGAUCGUCCUGGCCAAGCCUCCAGACAAGAAGAGGAAAGAACGUCAAGCUGCCAGGCAGACCAGCAGAAACGCAGGGUAUGACGACUAUUAUUACUACCCUCCUCCCCGCAUGCCGCCUCCAGGGCGUGGUCGUGGCCGUGGUGGCAGGGGUGGCUACGCUUACCCUCCUGAUUACUAUGGUUAUGAAGAAUACUAUGACGACUACUACGGCUAUGAUUAUCACGAUUACCGCGGCGGCUAUGAUGACCCCUAUUACGGUUACGAUGACAUGUAUUCUAUGAGGGGGCGUGGCAGUCGUGGUAGCCGCGGUGCUCCGCCCCCUCCUAGAGCUCGCGGGGUUCCUCCGGCCCGUGGAAGGGGUGGUUACGCACCAAGGGGAGGAGCUCCCAUGGGAGCUGGGCGAGGGGGGCGUGGCGGGGGACGUGGCGGACCCUUCCAGCCACCAAGGGGGCGUGGCACUAGGGGAGCCAGGGGGAACCGUGGCGGAAACGUUGGCGGGAAGAGGAAGGCCGACGUGUUCAACCAGCCAGAUUCCAAGCGCCGCCAGACGACCAACCAGCAGAACUGGGGGUCACAGCCUAUCGCCCAGCAACCGUUACAGCAGGGUGGCGACUACUCUGGUAACUACGGUUACAGCAACGACACUCUGGAGUUCUCCCAGGAUUCCUAUGGCCAGCAGUGGAAGUAGACGACACAAACAACAACAAGAAUAUGUCAGUGACACAAAAAGGACACGCCCCAGAAUUGGCAUCACAAAUCCCGAUUGGCUGAAAGUACGUUUUGGCUGAAGACAAGAAUGUAUCCGAUCCUCCUCCUGCCCCUGAUUGGUUUGCUUACACACAUGCCUGAGUGGGACAUUUUGUCUUAAAUCGUACUCCACUUUUAUCCCUUCCAUUUGUUCUUUGUUUUAAAGCCAGCAACGAACAUUUUAAAGAAACAAGGACUUUCGACUUCUAAAACGUAACUAAAAAAAAGAAUACAAGCGAAAAAAAGGUCUGAGAGAACAUUCAAAAAAAAAAAAAUCAUGAAAUUUGUCUUGCAGAAAGCUCAUGUCCAAACAUUCAACCCACCCACCCAUUACUGGACUACCCUACCUUCCUUCUUUCUCUUCCCCUCUCCUCGCUUGCUCUCUCUUUCUCUCUGUGAUUUCUGCUAGUGGCAUAGGGACUUGCUUGUAAAUAAUGGCUGUCAGCUUUAGCUUCAUUUUCAUUUUUUUUCUUUUUUCAGAAGUGGAGAAAAGAAUCCACUGGAAGGAAAAAAGUUUUGUAGCUGGAAGUACCAUUAAACGUGUAUGUUUAGCAUUUCUAGAAGUAGUUCAAUUGUGUUUUUUAAAAACUGAUAUAACAACUUCAAACGUUUUUUUUUCCCCUUUCCUUUUUGAAAUUUGCUCGUUAGGACUUGGUUUGGCUCACCUUAAGAGCCAUGACAGUUUGUUCUCUGAUGUUUGUAUUUAUAACUUUUAUUUUUUUGUUUGUUCCGUUUCAAUAAAAACUCAUCCGAGCAACAACAAUUGGUCAAGUAACUUGAAAUUCAGUGUUUGUGAUCGAACAUUUUGUUGUUUCAUUACUUAAUCUCAAACUGUUUUAAGUAAAAUUGACUUCAAAGAUGUUUUAGAAUAAAAUUUCAUAUGCUGAAUAAUUUUA
Molecule: messenger RNA, 3054 nt
Organism: Pygocentrus nattereri (red-bellied piranha)
Lineage: Eukaryota; Metazoa; Chordata; Actinopteri; Characiformes; Serrasalmidae
Gene: hnrnpr
Product: heterogeneous nuclear ribonucleoprotein R
Exons: 12
Coding region: 201-2099 (632 amino acids)
Cellular component (GO): nucleus; ribonucleoprotein complex
Molecular function (GO): mRNA binding
Source: RefSeq, a predicted model, not a curated record